Molecule: messenger RNA, 3990 nt
Organism: Penicillium diatomitis
Lineage: Eukaryota; Fungi; Ascomycota; Eurotiomycetes; Eurotiales; Aspergillaceae
Product: serine/threonine-protein kinase
Exons: 10
Coding region: 1-3990 (1329 amino acids)
Biological process (GO): protein phosphorylation
Cellular component (GO): cytoplasm
Molecular function (GO): ATP binding; protein serine/threonine kinase activity
Source: RefSeq, a predicted model, not a curated record
AUGGUCUCUCGCUCCGGCGAAACCAGUGAGGGUCAACGGCCCCUCACCCCCUCAAGGACGCCGGGCACGCCCAUGAAACCUCGUUUGACCCGAGCUGGCACCAGCCCCGUGAAGCGCGAUGAUAAACUUAAAGAAGAAAAGGGACCGAAGACCUCAGCCAAAGAUGUAGCAGAGCUCAAAGAUUAUCAAUUGGGUGACUGUCUGGGAAAGGGCGCGUUUGGAUCCGUUUAUCGGGCCUUGAACUGGAACACAGGGGGAGACGGUUGCGGUGAAACAGAUCAAGCUUACGGAUCUCCCGACGACGGACUUGAAAUUGAUUUGCUCAAAAAUCUCGAUCAUCCGAACAUCGUCAAAUACCAUGGGUUUGUGAAAUCCGUGGAAACUUUAAACAUCAUCUUAGAAUACUGUGAGAAUGGAUCGUUGCAUUCCAUCGCUAAGAACUUCGGUCGCUUUCCGGAGAAUCUAGUCGGGCUGUACAUGUCGCAAGUGCUGCAUGGACUAUUGUAUCUCCACGAACAAGGUGUCAUCCAUCGGGACAUCAAGGGCGCGAACAUUCUGACCACCAAAGAAGGCUUGGUAAAAUUGGCCGAUUUCGGGGUGGCCAGUCGAACCACAGGAUUGAGCGAGUCGAGUGUAGUCGGUACUCCUUAUUGGAUGGCCCCGGAGGUCAUCGAGCUAUCAGGAGCCACGACGGCGUCAGAUAUCUGGAGCUUGGGUUGUACGGUCAUUGAGCUGCUAGAGGGGAAACCUCCAUAUCAUAACCUUCAGCCGAUGCCCGCUCUAUUCCGGAUUGUGAAUGAUGAUCAUCCGCCACUUCCGCAGGGUGCUUCCCCAGCUGUCAAAGAUUUCUUGAUGCAAUGUUUCCAGAAAGAUCCUAAUCUUCGAGUAUCAGCUCGAAAGUUACUCAAGCAUCCAUGGAUUGUCAACGCACGCCGAAGUGACUCCAUCAUUCCCAAAAAAUCGACGGAAUAUGAGGAGGCUGUCAAGAGUGUGCAGGAGUGGAAUGAAGCAUUACGCUCUCCUGGGGCUGGCACAACGAGGAAAUCAACCAAAUUUGAUCCGAACGCUGGGUCGUUGCCUGCUGCACGCGGCGGUUCCUUAGUAGAUACCCUCCCAUCGCCAACAUCUAUCAAAAUCGCUGAUCGCUUUCGGUCACCGUCGUCUAAUGAAGAUGACAAUUGGGACAACGAUUUCGUGACCGCUAUCUCUCCAAGCGCGUUGCAGCUGCCCCAUUUGAGACCGCAGGACAAUUUCGGAGGCAAGCUCUCACCCGAGAAGUUGAAAGCGUUCGCAUCCCUCGAUGGAACUGUCAUUAAAGGUGAUGACAGUUUCGACGGCUUCGAAGACAGUGGGCGUGGUUCAUUUCCAGGUGACAAUGAUCCUUUGCAAACCAUCCGCCCAUACUCUGCCAAAGUCCCAUUAGCCGAGCCAUCCAAGAGUGCCAGCCCAUCAAAGCGUCGCCAGUCCAAGAUCCAGUCGACUUCGACUCUUCAAAAUGUUCCGAUCCUGUCACAGACUCCCACGCCUCCAAUGAGACGGCCUCGCCCAGCCGUCUUAUACAAAGAGAACUCUGUUGAGGAUUACUCAGAUUUGAUCAUGGCUAACGAGGAUGUCCUCGACCGCAAGCUCGGAGUAUUUCACGAAUUGGACGAUGACCCUGACUCUCCGACACACGACAAAGACUGGCAUUUCGAGGACGAACUGGCUGGCCAUCAUCCGCAACUACGAAAACAGUUGUCAGUGAAACGUGACCGAUCAGCUAUCGAGAUCCAGAGAUUUGCAGAGAACGAGAGCGAUGAAGACUUCUCCGACAUCCUUGGAGCUGAUCAAGAGGUUCUCGACAAGCCAGAGAGUGACGACGGUUCCGAUCAGAGUACUCUCAUGCUGAACUCCAAACUGUCGAACAAUUCUUGGCUGGGCGAUCAGGAUGACGACGAUGACCCCUUCGCACAGCUAGAAGAAGGCUUUGAUGAGAUGGAUCUUGAAGCCAAUAUCGCCCGUGACAAGUAUGCCCGUCUACGCAAUCAGGUCGAAGAUCUGGUCGGCUCUCUGAAAACGUCUCAAGAUGAGGAUGUUCUCGCGGAGAUCUCCGAACAGCUUCUCACCGUGUUCUGCGAUCUUCCGGAAACGAAGAAUAUCAUUAUCAGCGCACACGGCAUGCUACCCAUUCUUGAAAUUCUCGAUACAUCACGUCGACGUGACACUGUGUACUACCUUCUCAGAGUGGUGAAUGCUAUCAUCUACAAUGACUACGAGAUUCAAGAAAAUCUCUGUUUCGUCGGUGGUAUUCCCAUCGUGAACGAGUUUGCAUCGAAGAAAUAUCCACGGGAGAUCCGCCUUGAAGCCGCUGCAUUUGUGCAGCAAAUGUUCCAGACGUCCACUCUCACACUCCAGAUGUUCGUCAGCGCAGGCGGUCUCAACGUCUUGGUGGAGUUCCUCGAGGAUGACUAUGAAGACGAACGUGAUCUAGUCCUGAUCGGAGUGAAUGGCAUCUGGAGUGUGUUUGAGUUGCAGGGAUCUACGCCGAAAAACGAUUUUUGCAGAAUAUUGUCCCGUAACUCUGUUCUUGAUCCGCUCUCUCUUGUGCUGAGUCGAGUCUUAGAUGAAGAUGGAGAAUUGGCCGAGGUCAUUGAGGGCCGCAUUGCAAACAUUUUUUUCAUCUUUUCGCAGGCCGAAAACCACGUUAAAGAGAUGGUUGCGGAGCGCACAGUGCUGCACCGUGUUCUCAAGGAAUUGCGGCGGAUGUCUCCCGUGCAUCAGGUCACGAUGCUGAAGUUUAUUAAAAACUUGUCAAUGCUAUCCACAACGCUGGACGCCCUCCAGAAUUCCAACGCCAUCGACGUACUUACUGAGCUUCUUCAGUCUACCAUGGGCCGCAGUCACUUCCGCGAAGUGUCUAACCAGAUCCUCAACACCAUCUACAACAUGUGUCGUUUGAACAAGACUCGACAGGAAGACGCAGCAUUGAAUGGCAUUGUGCCGCUGCUUCAGAAGAUUGUCAAGACGGAGCGUCCUCUUAAAGAAUUUGCUCUACCAAUCCUUUGUGAUAUGGCUCAGUCUGGCAAAGUCGGUCGCCGAGAGCUGUGGCGCAACAAAGGACUUGCAUUCUACAUUUCACUACUGGCAGAUCCUUACUGGCAAGUCACGGCGUUGGAUGCCAUUUUCACGUGGCUUCAAGAGGAAACAGCAAAAGUCGAAGAGCAUUUACUGGACAAUCGCCAUGACAAGAUUUCAUUCGCAGAUGCUAUUGUUCGAUGUCUGACGCUCUCCAAAGCAAAUGCUUUCGAAAACCUGCUCGAGCCACUUCAGAAGCUUUUGCGUCUCAGUCCACCAGUAGCCUCCACUCUGGCACGGACUGAUCUUUUCACACGCCUUGGACAGAAGCUUCAUCACAACAAAGCGGCUGUCCGGCUGAACUUGCUCCGCAUUAUCUCUAGCAUUUGCGACUCAGCCGAACAACAAGGUGGCUUGCUUGCAACCUAUGGCCUGCUAGAUGCGAUUCGAGAACUUGAAAACGACCCCGCGAUCUUGGUCCGAGACAUGGCAGGAAAAUUGGUUCAAGCCAGUGAGCGUAGCAGCAACACUCUUGGUCUCAUGCGCAGACCUACGAGUCGGCGAAAGAGCACUUCCACAUCCAGUCCGAACCCAUUCUCCAGCUCUACACCCUCCACCCCGUCCAGCAAUCGCACAAGCCAAUCUCGAGUAUUCCUCGAAGGCCGCGAAACUCCCCGUCAUUCCCGACCUGCCCUCACUGGAUCAUCUUUUGCGCUUCGACCAGGAAGCCGUGACGGCACUACCUCAUCCUUGGGCUCGGCUCUCAACGGCAACGCAGCUUCUGCCCGGUCCCGAAUGCCCCGAGGCAUGUCUAACCGGCUGUCUCAGGUCGAAUACCUUCAAGAUGAUGAUAAAGCUCUAAACUCUUUGAAUCGGCGCGGCUCUGUCAUGCCACGCCGGCGUCGCCCUACAGCGGCGGAUUCCGAAUGGACAUGA